This is a messenger RNA of Ostertagia ostertagi, 4539 nucleotides long. The record is from the annotation of a GenBank genome assembly. NCBI's taxonomy places the organism in Eukaryota, Metazoa, Nematoda, Chromadorea, Rhabditida, Trichostrongylidae.
AUGGCGACCACGACACCCGAGAAGAAGCUGCAGUUAGAAGACACGACAGAAUGCAGAUCUUCAGACAGUAUCCUACGGAUCCAGAAGGCGGAGUUAUACUCAAAGAACUGCAUGUUCGAUCCCGCUAGCUCACAAAAAGGAAUCCAAGGAACUCUACAGAUGAACUUUUUGGACGCUGCCUUACUUUCGAGGCUAGACAUGCCCAGUUUUUCCGGCAACCUUCUUGAUUUCCCCACGUUCUGGUCAAGGUAUAACGCUCUGGUCCAUUCAAAGAUAGAUCUUUCGGAUGCAACAAAGUUCUCUCUGUUGAAAAGUUGCCUGAGAGGGCAAGCGUUACAAUCCAUCGAAGGAAUCCCCGUAACCGACGAAGAUUAUCGUACGGCUGUCGACAUUCUUCAUCAAAUGUACAACAACCCCUCAGCCCUGCGCCACCUGAUUUACACGGAACUCGCAAAUCUUCCACAGUGUGAUCAGGAAGGGAAACGACUUCAAGAAAUUUAUCUGAAAAUGCUACGUCUUAUUAGGCAAUACACUUCCAUCACCCCAGGGUCGCCGGAAUACGGGCUCGGGGCACUACUAUAUAAUAAAUUGCCACGAUUCGUUCAGUCCAAGAUAUACGACAUAACAGGAGGACAGAUGAGCCUCACACCAAACCAACUAAUUGAUCUCCUCUCGGACGUGGUGAGAAAAGAAGUCACCUUAGGACAGGUCGGCAAUUCCAUCAACUCUUAUUGUGCAAAUAAUUACAACCUUCGAAAUUCAACAACGGGAGAUGCAGAACGGCUCAAGAAGCCUGUACCAUUCUCGAAUGUACGCCAGAAGUCUUGUCCCUUUUGCUUUGAAACUAAUCAUAAUGCAUUCCAAUGUCGCUAUUUCAAUACACCGGACGAAAGACGUGACCGCACUCACCAGAAUGAUCUGUGUUUCAAAUGUCUACGACCGGAUCACAGAACAAAAUUCUGUGACCGACCACCCUGCAAUAUCUGCAACUAUCACCAUCACCCCUCCCUGUGCUAUCAUUCAAAACCACCACAAAACAAAACCUUAUCAGAAAGGGAUACCAACAAAAUCAUCCAAAACAACUUUGCAUUUCCAAAGAAUCAAACCAACGAAUGGUCGAAAAGGACAAACGAUAUUCAAAGUAAUUCCAAUCGGUUUCUAGACGGCGGUAAACUCAAGCAAGCUCGUUCACCAGCUAAUCUAGUAAACUUUUCCGAGGAUGUGUCAGAAAACAGCGCUAAAAAUGAAAGUGAAGAAGAUGGAGAACCAAAUCAAAAAAGUGGUCUGUGCUACACCGCAACCAGUUCAACGACAAUCGAAACAGAGAACAAUGAAGAGCAAAAGAACAACGACGAAGUUCUGCUAAUGUGCACUGAGAUCAUAUUAGUCAAUCCGGAUGACAGGAGCAAGAGAGCAAGAACUCUGGCCUUUCUGGACAGUGGUUCAACACAUUCAUACAUUACGACAGAUGUCGCAGAAAAUCUCAAACUAAACCAAGUCACGGAAAAGGAUAUUACACUUUACACAUUCGGAAACGAGGAGUCGAGAACAGUAUCAUCAAAGCAGUAUAACAUCUGCAUACUAUUACCAAACGACUCAUUGUACCCUAUGAAGGUACAAUCCCUUCCUAUCCUUACGAAACCUCUACCCCUUCCCUCCAGCCUCCCGUCUCUAUCAACUGAGCUUGCCCAACGUUUCUCGAUUUCAGCCAGACACAGAGAGACAGGAAUUCUCAUAGGAAUGGAUCACUUUUGGCAGUUGGUCCUCUCCUCCGAUUUCCAUUCUUCAAAUCUGCCGAGUGGACAUUACCUAUUGCACACGAAAUUAGGGAAGAUUAUCUCUGGAAGGAAAAUACCGACUCGUGCUGUAAACAUGGCAGUGAAAAAUGAAAGUGAUCACCCAUUGAACAAGCAGAGUUUAGAUGAAAUGGUAGAAAGAUUCUGGUCCUGUGAAUCUCUCGGUACAACAAACGAAGCAAGCUCCAAAGACGAUAAUAUAUGUCUCGAUUUCUUCAACACCACAACACGCUACGAUGAAGCCGAAUGCCGCUACUAUACAAGACUUCCAUUCAAAAGUAGACCGCCAAAAGUACCAGAAAACUAUAAUCACAGCCUAGCAUGCUUGAAGUCGAACUGGAAAACCCUCUCUAAAAAUCCCUCUCAUCUAGAGAAGUAUCACAACAUCAUCAAAGAACAACUACAGCGAGGCAUAAUCCGCGAAGUUUCGAAUACAGUCGAAGAAACAAAAGGAACAUAUCUUCCACACCACGCCGUGAUUAGCGGAUCAAAGACAACAAAAAUUCGACUGGUGUACAAUGGGAGCGCAAAGAGCGGCAACCAACCAAGUCUCAACGAAUGUUUGUUUCGUGGUCCAGUCUUGAUUCCAGACUUGAGCGGAAUACUUCUUAGAAUUCGCCUCGCACCCAUUCUACUGAUAGGAGAUAUAGAAAAAGCAUAUCACAUGAUAGGAUUAGAAGAAAGCGAUCAACCUUUCACAAAGUUCCUGUGGCUCAAGGACCAUCGACAACCCCCCUCAAAAGAGAACCUGAUGACACUCCAAUUUCAACGAGUUCCAUUUGGACUGAUAUGCAGCGCUUUCUUACUGGCUGCUACGAUUCAUCUUCACCUUACAAAAACAGCGACGACACUGUCUCAUGAGAUACUCACUUCAUGUUAUGUGGACAACAUUUUCUUGACAGCAAAUACAAAAGAGCAAGCAAUAGAUAAAUAUAACGAAACCAAGAGUUUAUUCAAACUUGCUGGUAUGAAUGUUCGACAAUGGACCACCUCAAAUGCUGAAGCCAACUCGUAUAUCGCACUGAAAGAGAACGCGCCAGCAGAAGAAACCGCGAAAAUCCUUGGUAUUCAGUGGAAUGUUGAAUCCGACACACUCACUCUUCGACUACCCACCAAAUACGAGAAGUCAUUGAUUCCCACCAAACGAAAUGUACUGAAACAAUGGGACGAGAUACUACCCACUCAAUAUCAAACACUUUGGACAAAUAUCCUCGACUCUUGGACCACUCCCUCGCUCAGAAUCCCUCGAAGAAUCAUAAUCAACCCUAAAAUACCCUCUUCUCACCAACUUCACGUUUUCACCGAUGCAUCACAAUCCGCAUACUGCGCCGUUGCCUAUAUUCGAACAGUUACAGCACAGCAGAUUGAUGUCAAGCUAUUAAUGGGACGAACACGACUACCUCCACUGAAAAACACCGUAACAAUCCCGCGUCUCGAACUAAGUGCUAUCUCUCUGGGAUCUAUGUUGAUGAAACACAUCGCAAAAGAGAUGGAAAUUCAAUACGAUAAGAUGUACCUCUGGUCUGACUCCAAAGUCGCUUUACAAUGGAUCAAAAGCAAUGCAAGGCUUCCAAUUUUCAUCCAAAAUCGAGUUCUCUGUAUCAAGAAUAAUGCUCCAAGAGCUAUUCUACGCCACGUCCCCUCUGCAUUCAACCCUGCUGAUGUGGGAAGCAGAGGUUCAUCUAUUGAAGAUCUUCUAGGCAACGAGCUGUGCAAAACGAUCAGCAUUGGCCUGAAGACAAAAUCGCCAUCACGAUCAAUAUGGAAUGAAGAAAAAACCCAAACUGGGACACUAAUUGAUAAUACUACGAAAUUCGGCAGCUGGAAAAAACUCCUACAAGUUGCAGUCAACGUAAUAUACUUCGUAUUCAUUACCAAACAAAAAAUUGCAAAGAAGAGGAAUACAGUACUUAACAGUCUAGACCUUAUUGGAAAAGCGAGUCUGAUACUUUUCCGACAAGCGCAGUCAACAAGUCCAAUAACAGAAGAUCAAAAGAAGAAAAACCAUCACACUGGAAUCGCUCAGACACUUACCACUCUUCGAGAACAUGUAUGGAUUCCUCAAGGAAGAGCCGAAGUGAAGCGAAGUCAUCAACAAAUUAUGCAUGUAUUGCAAAAGAGAAAAAGCACCACCGUUCCGCCUACCACCCUUCCCAGACCACCCCCAAGAAAGAGUGAAACAACCACAUUAUCCGUUUUACAACUGUGUGGAUUGCUCUUUUCACAUGCAUCAACACACGUGCUAUCCACGUCGACGCAGCAAAAAGUCUCAGCGCAAAUUGUUUCCUUCAAAUUCUUCGAAGAUUUAUAUCAACUCAUGGAUGCCCCCAUUGGAUACCUCUCAGAUAAUGCUUCGGCUUUCACAUCAGUAGCCAACACAAUUCAAACCAUUCCUAUCAACAAAAACAACGCCCUUGUCGACUACUGCUCUCAGCAUAAUAUUCAUUUCAAAUUCAUCCCUGCCUUCGCUCCAUGGCAAGGGGGCAUAUACGAAAGUAUGGUCAAAAUUUUCAAGAAAUCCCUCAAAGCAACUAUUCGAAAUCGCAAACUGGACUUCGACGAAUUUCUCACUAUGGCCAAAGAGUGCGAAGCAAUUGUCAACACCCGACCACUCACGUACGUUUACAGUGAUAUUGACUCGGGUUAUCCCCUUCGACCCAUAGACUUCCUCAGACCAUUCGCGCUUCUGGGAUCCCCAAGAAUAAAAAGAAGAAGACGAAUCCGAGGAGGAGUGGAAGACUGA